Cladophialophora carrionii CBS 160.54 is the source of this 1956-nucleotide messenger RNA. RefSeq lists its product as uncharacterized. The transcript has a single exon. The coding region runs from base 1 to 1956 and encodes 651 amino acids. The record is from RefSeq and is a predicted model, not a curated record. NCBI's taxonomy places the organism in Eukaryota, Fungi, Ascomycota, Eurotiomycetes, Chaetothyriales, Herpotrichiellaceae.
AUGGAAAAGUCCACCCUAUCACCCAUCGCAGAGUCGGCGCAGGAUCCUUUGGCAUUCCGAAACGUCCUCCCCUCACCAUUCACCGGCCGUCCGCAAUUCGAACCGCCUCGCUUACGACAGCCGUGGCGGCAUUCGGUAGCAAGAGAAGGGCCGGCGUCAAGCUCGCCAACAACUAGGGAAUUCAAGCCCGACCGGCAGCGUCAGAGGCUCUUCGCGGUGGGCAUAUGGCAAUGGUUCAUCACUACCAGCCUCUGUGGCCUCUUGGCUGCAUGCCUGGGAGCAUUCGGCGACCUCCUGUCGAUGACAGUCACGCACGUCAAGGCAUUCAACGCCCUGAUUGUGCUGCUGUCCAUUCUUCUCGGCAACAACCUGACAAGUUCACUGCGGGAAUAUGCGCUCAUGCUGCGGUGGAAAAUAUUGGCGUCGAAGUACAGACCUCUGCAUGAAUUCGACUUGUUGUUGCGUUGCGAGAGCCUGCGCAAAGUCAUGCGUUUAUUCUGGGUGACAAGGACGCCCGGAGCAGCGUGGUUCUGGUUGAACACGACACAAUGGCUGUGUGCUCUGUGGUUCGGGGUCAACAUACUUCUGCAGGUUCUGGUGGCCUUACUCGGCUUGACCUACAAUCUCAACACGUCCCCAGUGCCUCAACGGAAGUUCGGAAUGAUUAGUAUCGCCAAUCUAUCUGUCAUCCGCGAUAUUUGGGGGGCUAAAAAUCCUUCUUUCGAUGCGCAGCUCGGAUCGGCAAACUUCUUCGGCAUACAGGGGCAGGAUUAUCUCUUUGUCAAUGGCACACCUCCCGGUCAAGGAGAUAUCCCAAGCUACGGGACGCCUGGAACUCCCAAGAUCUGGAGUGACGACCAAUGGACGACUAUGACCUACGUCUUCCAAGACCAAAAUGUGCGGAAUCCUGACCUGACCUUGAUCUCACAUCGCAAUAUCACCGCAAAGGCCACUUGCAGGAAAUUGAAAGUGUUGGAUGGCGGGAACGGGACGAGUGUCUUUGUUACCUACAUCGACGAGGAUGGCACGCCAACCACGCUCGACGUCGUAAGCGUGGGACCUGGAGCGAUGACCUACAUCGGCGUUUUGAAUUCUACUUGUGGACCACGUUGCACCGAGGUGAUGGCCUUGCAAAGCGCCAAUGGCAAUACAGUCCCUGAGGCAUCGUUCUUCAAAUGCAACAACACCCUUUCGACCGUCUCAGCAAUCGAUGAGUACCUGUACGACGGACAAACCGCCGCGGCAUUUCAGAUGCCUGAUCGACAAGCCAAGAUCAUCGCCGGUGCCAUAGGUUGGUCAGGCUUCAAUCAUACGAUGGGCGACAUGUAUCAGUAUGUCCGAUACAACACCGAUUCAUGGUGGAGCCCGAACGAUCCGGCGGAUGCUGGCAUGAUUGCUGAACGAGUCAUGGAAUUUAGCAUUGAAGCCGUGGCAGCGAUCGAUUACAAUGGACCGCGGCACAAUGUGACUGGCUGGUAUCCUGUGACCGCACAGGUCGUGAGCGUGCAAUGGCGCUGGUCGGCUGCGAUCUUGGGCCUAAUUCCAAUAUUCCAGUUAUUGGCUUUGGUGUGUGUUAUUGCCCGGGCGAACUCUGCCAUCAUCCGAGAUGACAGUUCACUGAGUACGGCACGACUCUUACGCCCCAUUGUCGAGAAGCUGGGUGACAGAGGUUGCUUGUUGACAGGCGAAGAGAUCGCGGAGGAGCUGGGGGAGAUGAAGGUGAAGUACGGAUGGAGAGAACCGGGCGGAGAGUUUAUGUUCAGAAACGAGAUCGACAGCGAGGUUAUAAGACAUGUCGAUAUCUUGGAGGAGAAGGAGGGAUUUGGGGCUCAACUGGCAAUGCCACCUGGUCGUUAUGACGGCAUAGAACACGGGCACGCUUCUCCAAGGCGCAUUGCAAAACGUGGAAGUCGGCGAGAGCAGGACCAUCGCAGGACGCGGUCGAUGAGUGUGUAA